AUGGCGCCGGGGCGCGGCCGGGGCGGGGCGAGGCCCCUCACCCCGCGGCACCGCGCGGGCCCGCGCCGCCGCCUGCGCUUCGGCCCACAGGGCAAGUCCAGUGGGAAAACCCUACCCAAAAUUGAAGAAGGUGUUGUUGCUAAAGUGGGCCCUUCAUCCCCUGAAAGCUGCCAAGGGAAGGUUCCAGAAGCGGCAGACUUGGAAAAAAAGGAAGAGAAAAUAGAAGAAAGCACCAAACCACAGCAGGAAUCCCUAAUAAACUUCUUUGAAAUCCAAGACAGAUUACAAGAUACUGAAGCGACUUCAAGUUCUGAUGUGACUCUUCCCACGGGUGUUUCAACUUAUGUUCUGCAGUGUUUAGAUUCAAUCAUAGAUCAUAGCACGGAUGUCACUGACAGCCUGAGCAGUUGCCCGUCCCCUGAAACAUUCAGAGAUGAUGUUGAAGUAAGCGAUGUUUGCGCUGAGAACUCUGGCAAGUACAAGAACUCUACUUUCUUAGACCCCAGCAAAGCAGUGAGCAUAGAUAGGAUGCCGCAGGUCUUGAAUGUUUCAGCAAUACCAGAAACUGUGCUGGAGGAUUUUCAAGUCCGAUACCCUGGGAGAAAGAGAGCAUCAAAAUCCAGUUACAGCUCUUCACAAUUAAGUGCUCCACCUACUCUGGCAGGAAUAAAAGUGCAUAAAAUUACAACUGCAAGAGAGAGAAGUCCAGACCUAAAAGCUGGUAUGCGCUGUCCUUCACCAUUAGGACCAAAGAGAAAGCCUGACAAUCAAACUGCUAAGCCUGAGGGAUCGAAGCGUAAGAAAAAAGUAAAGCAUUUAGAAGAAGGUCAAUCAUCGUUCAGUCCGGUUCCUGGUGCCCCAGGAAGCUCCUUGGUUGAAUCAGCGGGAAUGGCAGCAGAAAUGCCGUCAUUCAGACAGAGAGGUGCUCUGGAACAGGUGAGUCCCACCAAGCCAGUCGAGGAGGAAAAUAAAGCCCUAAAAGCUCCUGGUUCUACUCGGCUUUCAAAACUGGAACCGCUGUGUAGCAGAUUUCCCAUCUGCUCCAUUGUUAGAACUUCCCCAAAAUGGAAAUCUUCUGUGAUUCAAAUUCCAGUGAGGAGCAAAGCACCCUGCCUUCCCAAGGGAUUGCCUGAAGGUAAUGGAAUACAGAACAGCUUCACUGUGCGCACAGGAACUGGCUGUUUGAGUGUUUAG
Molecule: messenger RNA, 1194 nt
Organism: Cuculus canorus (common cuckoo)
Lineage: Eukaryota; Metazoa; Chordata; Aves; Cuculiformes; Cuculidae
Exons: 12
Coding region: 1-1194 (397 amino acids)
Biological process (GO): meiosis I sister chromatid cohesion; homologous chromosome segregation; female meiosis chromosome segregation
Cellular component (GO): kinetochore
Source: RefSeq, a predicted model, not a curated record